GUUUAGGUCCCGCCUAAUUCCUGCCAAGGUGAUCUGUGAUUGGUUUCCUUGACGUCACUCAUCAGGCUUGGUUGUAGCGUCGUGGUUGUUGGCGUUGCUGUCAUAAGUCAGACAUCAACACAGGAGGGGAGAGAGAGCUCGUCGUCACGAUGCAGUUCCUGGGGCGUCUUUUGGACACGGUGUCGUCCGUAUCCACCCUGUUCACCAACCCUUACCGGGUGAGGGAUGUGCAGCUGUCCGACUACGGUGGGGGAGAGAAGAUCAAAGUGAGGCAGGAAGGACGUCUGGUUCUCUAUAAGAAUGCCCAGUGCCAGUCGUGGGAUUGUGUGCUAAUGUGCCCAGACACACCUGCGGCGGCCCUGAGGCUUUUCCAGGUGGGAGCAGAAGAGGAUGCCAUGAACUGGUUCCCGCAGUAUGCACUUAAGCUUCCGCCCUUUUAUGACAUACUCCCGCCAAUGAAGGCUGAGACCGCCCAGAUGAUCGUGGACUGCCUGCGUAACCACCCGGAUUGGAGCGCCGCUCACAUCGCUGUGGACACAGGCCUCAGGGAGUGUCUGAAACACAACUACGUCCAGAGUCAGAUCAACGCUCGGGACGCGCUCGGUCAGACGCCGCUGCACCUGGCAUGCGAGCGAAGCGACGCGGCUUGCGUGAAGGAGCUCCUCGAUGAGAGCCAGGCUCGCACGGACUUCAGAGACCAGCAGGGAGAGACGCCCAUGCACAUUGCCGCCAAGCACGACUCACCCGCCGUCAUCCAGGUGUUGUGCUCGCGCUUGUGCUCGGGAGUGAACGAGCUGAACAACAGCGGGGAGACGCCGCUCCACGUUUCCUGCCGCCUAGGCCGAGUGGAGGCCGUCAAAGCCCUCUUGGGAGGCGGGGCCAAGUGCAACGUCCCCGGCGGCGGCGGCUACCCGAUCCACUCUGCCAUGAAGUACAGUGAGAAGAGCUGUACAGAGGAGAUCCUGAAAGCAGACCCUGACCAGCUGCAUGCAGAAGACUCUUUGUAUGGAGGCACGCCCCUCCACUGGGCUAAAACAGCCGAGAUGUGUCGCAUGCUGCUGGAGAGGGGCAGCGCCAUCAACUACCUCAGUAAGACAGGCGAGAGUGCCCUCCACAUUUGCACCAAGAAGGGUCGCUUCGAGGCAGCCAUGGUCUUGCUCACGCACGGCGCCAACGCCAACCUGAAGGGGCAGGACGGCAACACGGCGUUGCACCUCGCCAUGAAAAUGGAUCGCAUGGAGCUAAUCAAAGCUCUGAUCGUGUUCGGGGCCGACGUGGAGAUCCACAACGACUUGGGAGAGACGCCGGGGCUGAUCGCUGCUCGUACCAGCAAAGGUCCCAAUAGAAAAAUACUACUGGACAUGCUGUGUAGUGUGGGUGUGCAACGCUGCCUGCCCCCCUCCCCUAGCAGCCAUCCGCCCAUCACCAACAACGCCGCGGCGCCAGGCAUAGGGUUUGAGGACAUUGUGCACCUGGGGGCUGUGAUCGCCGCAAUGAGCAGAGGCAAGUCGGAAGUGGACGGUUCCAAGAUGGACAACAGGAGGAUGGACACUCUGCUGUGUCUGGACGGGGGAGGAAUCAGGGGAUUGGUCCUGAUCCAGAUGCUAAUCGCUCUGGAGAAAGAGGCCGGCCGUCCCACCAGGGAGCUCUUUGACUGGGUGGCUGGCACCAGCACAGGCGGCAUCCUGGCACUCGCUAUCGUCCACGGGAAGUCCAUGGAGUACCUCCGCUGUUUGUACUUUCGAAUGAAGGAGCAGGUGUUCAGAGGCUCGCGACCUUACGAGUCGGCCCCGCUGGAGGACUUUCUGAAGAAAGAGUUUGGAGAGAACACCAAAAUGACAGACGUUCAGUAUCCCAGGGUGAUGGUGACCAGUGUUCUGGCAGACAGACACCCAGGAGAGCUUCACAUUUUCAGGAACUACGACCCCCCCGUCCGCAGAGAGACCCCGUACGCCACCACCGCCACCUUCAAAGCCCUCACCAUCCCGCGAGAGCAACUUGUGUGGCGAGCUGCCCGCUCCAGUGGCGCUGCCCCCACCUACUUCCGGCCAAUGGGACGCUUCCUGGAUGGAGGGCUGCUGGCCAACAACCCUACGCUCGACGCCAUGUCAGAGGUCCAUCAGUACUACAAAGUGCUAAAAGCAGAGGGUCACGGGGUGGAAAUCAAGAAGUUGGGUCUAGUUGUUUCUCUUGGGACUGGAAAGCCUCCCCAGGUGGCGGUGAGUUCUGUGGACGUUUUCCGACCCUCCAAUCCUCUGGAGUUGGCCAAGAGCAUUGUAGGAGCCAAGGAGCUGGGCAAGAUGCUGGUGGACUGCUGUACGGACUCUGAUGGCUGCGCCGUGGACCGAGCCACUGCCUGGUGUGAAAUGAUCGGCACCAUCUACCAUAGACUGAGCCCGCAGCUUUCCCAGGAGGUGAUGCUGGACGAAGUGAGCGACACCAUUCUGGUGGACAUGCUGUGGGAAACGCAGAUGUACCUGUACGACAAGAGGGUGGUGCUGCAGUCCCUGGCCAAAGCGCUAGUGGACAACUAAAAAGUCUUUCCAUUUACACUGUUUAAGUUAGCAUCUGCAAAUAUGUGACUGACAUUUGACCCCUCAUCACAAACGUCUCAAGCCGAACAACAGGGAGCAUGCUCCACUCGUGAUAGUUUUGUGUGUGUCUUUUACAUUUACCUCUAACAUAUGUGUGUGUGUGUGUGUGUGUGUAUGUGUAUAUAUAUAUAUAUAUCUUAUAUCUUAUAUUCCACAUGUUGGUCAUCUCACCCUUUGUUGCACUUUGGACUCAACCACCUCUGAUAACAUAUUUUCAACAGUAUUUUACACACAUGUACUAUACAUUCACUGGACACAAGCAAGUGACUUCCAAAUUCAAGAACUGUGAAAGCUCUGUUGUCAAUUCAAAGUGUUAUCUUUGUCGAAGCAGAAUUUUUGAUGCAGCUCUUGUAUUAGAUGUCAUGAGAUAGUGCCGUUGUACCUAAUAAAGUGGCAGGACGUUGCUUGAUACUACUUGAAAGACCAACUGGAAUGGGACACUCAACUUGUACUAUUCUGUUUUGUAUACUUUAAAUAGCAAUUAAUGUUGAAUGUCAAAUAAAAACGGUUUACAUAAACUGCAAA
Phyllopteryx taeniolatus (common seadragon) is the source of this 3119-nucleotide messenger RNA. RefSeq names its product phospholipase A2, group VI (cytosolic, calcium-independent) (gene pla2g6). Gene Ontology annotation, biological process: cardiolipin acyl-chain remodeling; positive regulation of ceramide biosynthetic process. Gene Ontology annotation, molecular function: protein binding. Gene Ontology annotation, cellular component: mitochondrion. Lineage: Eukaryota; Metazoa; Chordata; Actinopteri; Syngnathiformes; Syngnathidae. The record is from RefSeq and is a predicted model, not a curated record.